Messenger RNA from Lytechinus pictus (painted urchin), 2658 nucleotides. RefSeq names its product toll-like receptor 3. NCBI's taxonomy places the organism in Eukaryota, Metazoa, Echinodermata, Echinoidea, Temnopleuroida, Toxopneustidae. Gene Ontology annotation, molecular function: transmembrane signaling receptor activity; protein binding. The record is from RefSeq and is a predicted model, not a curated record. Bases 1 to 2658 code for a protein of 885 amino acids. The transcript has a single exon. Gene Ontology annotation, cellular component: membrane. Gene Ontology annotation, biological process: immune response; toll-like receptor signaling pathway.
AUGGCUUGUCUGAUCCGUCUUUGCUGGUUUUUAGUGUUCGUUCUUCGAGUCACCAGUCGUCGAUACGAGAUGAUGACGAGGAAGGCACCUGAAAAUGAUCCGACGUCUACUCGGAUCUUACGGGCUUUCACUUCGGAAAAGUGCGACUUCGAUGUUAUUGCUAAGAGGGCCGGUUGCAGGCAAAGGGGUCUCGCUAAAAUUCCUGAUGAUUUGCCAACCGAUGCGCUCCGUCUUGAUCUGUCCCUGAACAACAUCCGUAGUCUUAGGAAUGUGUCUUUCAUCAGAUACACAGCCCUUCUCUUCCUUGAUCUCUCAAAGAAUGACAUCACUACAAUUCAACCUGAGGCAUUCAAACCACUCGAGAACCUGGCCACCCUUGAUCUAAGUGACAACCCAAGUUUAUCAUCGAUCCAUUAUUUACAAUGGCUUCACCAACUGGAACUUCUUUUACUUAAUGGUUGCAAUUUCACAUCGCUUCCAGACGAAGUUUUGGGGAUAUCAUCCAAGUUUCUAAACCUCGAUAUGAGCUACAACAAUCUCGCAUCGGUCAACGUAACAAUUUGCAGCGACCUCGUACUGCCUGAUCUUAAUAUCGGUUACAAUGGAAUUGAAAGUAUAACCCCUGAGACAUUUGUCAUCCUGUGUCCUAUGGACACUAUUGAUAUGCAGAACCCGAUCACGUCCAUUGAUCCUGCAGCCAUCGCGCCAUUAAAUGCCCAGAACCUGGUCGUAGGUGCCUUCCCUACGACCAAUGCGGUGUUGACGCAGUUGUUCCAAGGUGCGGCGAUCUCCAGCAUCAAGGAAAUUUCGAUCAUUGGAAGUGGCUUGGACGCCAUCAUUCCAGAUUUAUUCAGUCCCCUCUCUAAUGCCUCUCUCUUCAGUCUUGACCUAUCUUUUAACGACUUCAUUUCAUUGAACCAUUCCAUAUUCUCAAACCUAACCACUCUCUAUCGGCUAAGUCUGAGUGGCAAUUACAUCCGUGAGAUAGAGCCAGAACACUUUGCAGGAAUGAAAGAACUGAGGAUUCUCGACCUUGGAUAUAAUGAAGUUCAAACCAUCAACCCGAAAAACUCGACCUGGGAGAUAAAUUUACAUGAGUUAUAUUUACUUGAUAAUAGUCUCAUUCACAUAGCUUCCUUUAGUUUCAGUGGUUUGAAUACCUUGGUGCUCUUAGACUUGUCCAACAACGAAUAUCUAUCUUCUCUUGAAAUUGGAGCUUUUGACGGGCUUGAAAAAUUAAAGAUACUUGAUGUGCCGGGCUGUAAACUACUUGAAAUGUUACUAUGGGCACCUCUCCUGACAUCUUUUAAUAUUCGACAACGGGUGCCUUAUUUUGGGGAUGACUCAUUCAUACCAGGUGAAACUUUCAAAACUGCACCAUUGCUCGAGUUUAUUGACAUGACGGGAUCUAUAAUGUUAGUCAACAGUUUAUGGGAUUCAUCAAGGAAUUUGUCCCUCUUUAGUGGCUUGGCAUAUCUUCGCGCUCUGUUCCUCGACAACAACCCUCUAGGUGGUUUUCCGGUAUUUGUAUUUUCAAACCUGACUUCCUUACAAAAACUCUCUGUGGUUAAAUGCGAAAUUCCAUUCCUUGAAAUGGGAUUGUUUUCCGAUCUGAGAUCCCUGAAGGAACUGCAUUUGCAGCAGAAUUAUCUGACACAUCUUUCGUCUGAUCUUCUCCAAGGUUUAACAAACCUUCUUGCUCUGCAUGUCGAUGAUAACCACCUUAGCUAUUUCUCCAAGGAUGCCUUCACAGAAAUCCCUCUGCUGACUACGCUCACCCUGACCAACAACGAUCUAACAGCCUUCAAUUCCAGCUCGUUCGAUCCAGUCAUGUCCACCCUGACAGCAAUAUCCCUUGUUAAUAAUCCGAUAGUUUGUUCUUGUAAGAUCAGGUGGAUGGUCGAAUGGCUUAAUGGAGAUAUCCAUCUCAUAAACGCUGAUCAAACCUACUGCUCAUCUGCGUCUCUUGAUCCUCUAAAACAAAAGCCCCUGUUGACUUUCCAACCUGAUGAGUUCUGCAGCCCCAACACAACUCUCAUCAGCCUGCUCGUUCUGACUGGGAUUGGAGUAAUCAUGAUUGCCUUGAUGAUGUACAGUAACCGAUGGGCUUUGAAAUACAAAAUUUUCCUCCUAAAGCUCGCCAUCCUGGGGUACGACGAGAUGGAGGAUGCUCGUGGUCACGACGAAUUCACGUACGACAUCAACGUCAUGUGCGACGAUGAGGAUGACCAGUGGAUGAAGGACCACUUCAAACCACUCAUAGAAGAGAAACUACCUGACCUCAACAGAAACAUUUAUGGCGAUGAGGAUCUCAUCAUCGGCAUGCACUAUUUAGAUUCGGUCCACUACAUCGUCGAGCGGAGUUAUAAAAUUGUUUUGCUGUUAAGCAGAAAUGCUUUCCGGAACAACUGGUUCCUGGUUAAGUUCCGGAUAGCUUUAGAUAACGUCAAUGAGUCCCAAAUUGAGAACAUGGUGGUGGUUUUCCUAGAGGAUAUCCCUGAUGCGGAGCUGCCGUUCUUGGUAAGGCUCUUCCUCAGUGACCAUGGGACCUACCUCACUUGGUCGAAAAACGAACAAGAGCAGGAGUACUUCUGGACCAAAUUUGUCAAACUUAUGAAAGUUAAUAGAAGAUCGAACCAUAUUAUACCCCCAGAGUAG